UGAUGCUAUACAUAUACAUUGACCGGUCUACCCAACCAAAACUUCGACCCGUGCGAUGUCGAACUAUAUUGACCGCAAAGAAAAGCAGAAUAUAACGCGACACACAAAACAAGAGAGUGAAUGCCGCUGGGUGGUGUACAAUAUUACAUAACCAUCCCGAUCUUCGGUUCGACACAUUCUCCUAUACUUUCAAACAUCAACUACGAGAUGAUACUUCGUCAUUCACAACGAGCUUUUGAUCUAGCUUCCACUACAUGGUAUUAUCUUCAGUUAUUCCAAAAUACUGAGGAUAUCUUGGAAUUGCAUUUCACUGCGUCGACGCUUCUUUUCUCUAGCUGAAGGCUUGGGAUUACAAAUAUAGCCGUAUACGAGCCCAACCCCCGCCCAGUUCGAUAUCGGUAUCGCGAUUGGUGGGGAUGCGAAGGGCCCAAUAUCUUUUCAGCUACCCUGCGUACCGGCUUCACUUGUAUAUGCUCUGCCCACAUCUUCUACAGAAUUGUUGAUGGAAUAGAUUGUCACAGCUCAUGGAGCCUCAAGAUCCUGAAUGCAGGCAUCACGACGUGCACAUCUUCGACGAUAUUCGGUGCUGUCUUGCUUGCGGAGAAACUGUCUUCGAUUCAACCCCUAACUUUGACAUCGCACCGCAGCAUGGAGAAGUCACUCCCUAUCAGUAUGCAGAACUCAACUACGCCCUCGGUCAGGAGGUUCGGUUGGUGGUUCUGUUUCCUGGUCAGCAAUCUGAUGACAUCUUGAUCGAUAUAGUGCACGUCAAUUUGAUGGACAGGCCUUCAUAUGAAGCGACAUCUUACGCGUGGGCGAAUCAGGAAGCGGAUGCCUCACUUUCACAAUCUGUAUACUGUCGAGGGCGAUAUAUUCCCGUCACCAAAAAUUGCGAAGCGGCGUUGAGAUGUUUAAGAAGGAAGGGUCGCAAGCGAUAUCUGUGGGUGGAUGCGAUCUCGAUCGACCAAGGGAAUAUCGCUGAGCGCAACCAUCAGGUCGCGUUCAUGAGCGAAAUAUACCGACGUGCUUCCCAAGUCCUAAUUUAUCUAGGGGGUUCUACCGAAGAAACGAAUACGAUUUUCGAUUACUUGAACGGCGACGCCUUAGCUUUGCAUCAGAUCAAGCGUGACAAAGUACACCUUGUUGUCAAAGCGUUCGUUAAUUUGAGAUGGUUCAGUCGAGUAUGGGUGUUACAGGAGGUGGCUUUCGCUCAACUGGCGACAAUCAUUGCGGGCGAUAGGACUGCGCAAUGGACUUCGGUCUCUAUUGAUAAAGUGCUUCAUCUCUGCAAGAAAACGCAUAUAUUCACCCCAAGUGCUCUGCGGUUCACCCCAGCGAGUCAGCCCAAUGGUUUUAUUCUCGACGUGCUCCACAAGAGUAGGAAUUGCUCCGCCACUGAUCCGCGAGAUAAGGUUUUUGCUGUGAUAGGUCUUAUGAGCGAAGAAGACAGGCUGGCUCUAACCGUGGAAUAUUCCUUGUCGUGUGCUCAAGUAUUCCUUGGUUUGGCAGUGUACAUGAUCGAUGUACGCAAGGAUCUCAAUCUCAUUAGAUACGCUACAUGCCAACACGGUAACUGGCAUGCGCAUGCAACUUCGAAAGAAAGAAAUGAGAUUCCCACUUGGGUGCCUCGAUGGGAUGUCUGGACUCCGUUCGAACCUCUGCCGCCUGAUACAGAUCUUGUAACUCUGCAAGAACGAUAUCUCUCACCAGGGCCCUCGUUUCAAUCGCUAAUUGCUACUGAAAUCAGUACAGAAGCUGCCAGCAUGCUUUUUCAGUACCUACCAUCCGCUGAUAUUAUCAUGCCGACAGCCGCGUGGAGCGACUGGCUAAACUUGUGGCUACACGAAGCACCCUACAUCACAGAACGCCCAAGCUCCCAGUGGGUACGAGACAUGUCACUAGCUCUUACCCAGGCUCGUGCCCCAAAACUCGUAAAAAUGGUGUGCAGCCGCUACGUGAACCCCAAAGUCCUAUCUCUAGCAUUAUGGACAGAAGCAUGGGACCCAUCCCCGACCUCCAGUCCACCUUGCCUCCGCGUAUACGCACAUCGUCUCGCAACUGUCAAAAACUCUGCAAGCGGAACACCAAUGAGAGGUCUUACUUCCUUGCCUGCUCAAUACUCGCGGGCACUGUUUCCUGUCCGUCGCUACUGUAGCAUGUGUGCUCAACACUUCGUCGCAAAGCCCAUCUGCCAGACAAAUCCCAGCGUACAAACCUCGAUUAUCGAAGAAUUCAAACGCGAAGCUACGAAAUUCGGACUCGAGAAAUUUCCCUUCUCUACUGGUGAAUCUCUUGGGUUUACGCAGGCGCAGGUCAAUGCGGGCGAUACAGUAUGGCUGCUACCUAACGUCAAUGUUUUGUUCUUGCUGAGAAAGGUUGAGCAACAUUAUGAGAUGAUUGGAGAAUGCUAUUUGUACCGGGUUUUGAGACCACAUCCGUGUCUUUGCUGUGGCGUGGAAGUCAAAAAGUGGACAACUGUUUCGGAGAUAAUCGAUAUCUGGUGA
Molecule: messenger RNA, 2504 nt
Organism: Periconia digitata
Lineage: Eukaryota; Fungi; Ascomycota; Dothideomycetes; Pleosporales; Periconiaceae
Source: the annotation of a GenBank genome assembly